Messenger RNA from Trichoderma atroviride IMI 206040, 2211 nucleotides. RefSeq lists its product as uncharacterized. Gene Ontology annotation, molecular function: hydrolase activity. Lineage: Eukaryota; Fungi; Ascomycota; Sordariomycetes; Hypocreales; Hypocreaceae. The record is from RefSeq and is a predicted model, not a curated record.
AUGUCGUCCGACGCAAAGCACGAGGCUCUCCAGCCCCUCCACCCGUCCAUGGCGGGCAAGCUGGAUCCCGCCUUUGAGAAGCUCUACAACGAAAACAUCGCCCAUAGGCCGAUGAAGCCAAUCGACCUCCAGGAGCUGCGCGCCAACUACUCGGUCCUCUACAGCUAUGGCACGGCCCCCGCGCCGGACGUUGGGCGCAUCUACGACGAUGCGAUCCCGCUGGCUGAUGGCACGCCGCUGCCAGUGCGUGUCUACGAGCCCGACACUCCAGGCCCGUGGCCGGUGCACAUCGACUUCCACGGCGGCGGCUGGGGCCUGGGCGACCUCGAGACGGAGGCUCACAUCUGCAAGCACUACUGUAAAAAGGCCAGCGUGGCCGUCAUCGACGUCGCCUACCGCCUGGUGCCCGAGAUGCCCUUCCCCGCGGGCAUCACAGACAGCUUCGCGGCGGUCCAGUACAUCCACCAGCAGGGCGCGCAAAAGUUCAACAUCCGCCCAGACAGCAUCUCGGUUGGCGGCGUGUCGGCUGGAGGCUGCAUCGCCCUGGCAGUGGCUCACUUGGCCCGCGACGCUGCCGUCCCUCUGCGCCUGGUGGCCGUGGGAUCGCCCGUCAUCGACGACCUUUCGCAGUACGCCUCAGCCAGUGACUCGCCCUGGCCAUCGAUGCGCGAAAACGAGUUUGCACCGACGCUCAACUGGGCACGGCUGGCCUGGUUCGAUAAGCUCAAGACAUCUUCACUGCCCACGGAGCCUGAGGCGCACAGGGCUGCCAAGGAGCGCGUCGGCUGGUUCGCCAACCUCCUCAAGGCGCCCAACUUCAAGGACCUGCCCCAUACGCUCAUCUACACAGCCGGAGCUGAUCCUUUGAGGGACGAGGGCGAGAGAUACGCAAAGGUGCUGGUCGAGAAUGGCGUCGAGGUCACGCAGCGGCGCUUCCUCGGAGUUCCGCACCCGUUUCAGCACAUGGACAAGACACUGUGGCAGGCGAGAGAAGCCAUCGAUGGAACAGCCAGGGCGAUUCGGAUAGCGCAUGGGGACUCGCCGUCCCCGCUACAGAUAGAUCGGCGCCACUCGUACUCGACGCCAAAGUCCCAGCAGCCUGAGAUUAUCUACCGGGGUCCUGCUUCGUUGCACGUCCCCGAAUCCUGCUCGGUUUCUUAUACCACCUACCGCUCCUGUGGGCUCAAACAGCCUCCCCUUCCGAUCGCCGCCCCGUCUUCGACCAGCUCUCUGUCAACCCCCGUUGUGGUUGAUACCGUUGCCGAUGUAUCAACCGAACUUAUCAUCAGAGGCGCCAAUAGCCCAGCCAUGAGCUCUUCCAGCAGCAGCAGCGGCGGCGACAGCCACUAUUCCACGGACCACUUUAGCAGCCUGCCGCCUGUGUCAUCAUCAGGCAAUGGAUUCGAGCUUGGGCUGCCUGUCGAUAGAGCAGCCUGGGAUAUGCAUGGAUCGCCCCCAACUAGUUGGCAGGAUUCCAUCACGCCAAUGAGCUAUGGCAGCCCUCACUCGGAUUCUCACGAUUCUCUAACUGUAUCACCCGUAUCGUCCAUGUCGACUCUAUCAGUGUAUAAUCCGCAGUCGCUGCCGCAGCUGUCAUCACCACAUGAUAGAGCUUUACUCAACCAUUAUAUAACCAUUGUGUCUUCUCUGCUCUCUCGACGCAUGUCAAAUUCGAAUCCUUACAACGGAUAUCUACUGCCAAUUGCCCACUCCAACGACCUCGUCAUGCACUGUGUGCUGGCUCUUUCGGCCAAUCACUGGCGCAAGCUGCAGCCUCAACUGGCCGAAAGGGGCAUCUAUCACCAAAGCAAAGCAACCCAGUCUCUGGCCAGGCUCUUACCCCAUGUGGACAAAUCGAAUGCCGACAUUGCCCUUGUCAGCAGCCUGCUGCUCUGCAUGACGGAGCUGUUUGAUGGCACCAGUGAGGGGUGGCAGCUGCAUCUGAAAGGGGCCAAGAGGCUACUCACGGCCCUGAUGAACCAGCAGCAGGGAGAUCGUAUACACGGCCACAACAAGUUUCUCGUGCGGCUUGCUCGAUUCCUCGAUUCUGCCGCUACUACAUCGACAUGCAAGCCUCCGCUCAUGGGUGAGGAUGCACAAGAAGCGGCCACGCUGGACCGACUGACAUCUGCUCCCGAUGACGAAGAUUCUGCCAUAUAUGGUAUUCCUAAAGAGUUAUUCCACCUGGUGGAUGUAGUCAAUGCGCUUGCU